Molecule: messenger RNA, 2219 nt
Organism: Salvia splendens (bonfire salvia)
Lineage: Eukaryota; Viridiplantae; Streptophyta; Magnoliopsida; Lamiales; Lamiaceae
Product: propionyl-CoA carboxylase
Exons: 13
Coding region: 72-1985 (637 amino acids)
Source: RefSeq, a predicted model, not a curated record
AGUUGGCAUCCUUCCUGGCUUCUAUAAGUUCACCAUUCACCAUCAUAACACCAGUGCACCUUCAACUUCAAAUGGCGGAAUUCGGAAGCGAAACGCGGGAGUCUCACGACUGCGUAGUCAAAUUGAGGCGGAAUCCGGUGAGGCGCAAGGAGAAGGUAGUGAUAGGCUGCGGAGCUGGUUUCUCCGGCGACCGGCCCGCUGCAGCGCUGAAAUUGCUUCAGAGAGUGGAUGAAUUGGACUAUCUGGUACUCGAAUGCUUGGCGGAACGCACGCUUGCCGACCGGUGCAGAGAUGUAAAGUCCGGUGGCCCGGGAUACGAUCCUCGCAUUUCGGAGUGGAUGCAGAUGCUUUUACCUCUGGCUGUGGAGAGAGGUGUUCGCAUUAUUACCAAUAUGGGUGCUAAGUCUCCAUAUGGUGCUCAAGAAGAGGUUUUACGAGUUGCAAGUGAGCUGGGGAUUAGCGUGAAAGUUGGCAUCGCUUAUCAAUCAUCUGUUUCAGAAAUAGGAGUGGACAAUCAUUUGAAGCUUGUUGAUGAUGAUGUCAGUGUUUAUAUGGGAGCAGCCCCAAUUGUGGAAUGUUUAGAGAGGUGCACACCAGAUGUUUUAAUUACUUCACGGGUUGCUGAUGCUUCUUUAUUCUUAGGUCCAAUGAUAUUUGAAUUAGGAUGGAACUGGGAUGAAUUUGGGCUUCUUGCACAAGGUACUCUGGCAGGUCACCUUCUGGAAUGUGGUUGUCAACUAACGGGGGGGUAUUACAUGCAUCCAGGUGAUAAACAUCGGGACAUGUCUUUUCAAGACCUCCUUCAAAUAUCUCUUCCAUUUGCAGAAAUUACUUCUGAUGGUACAGUAAGCGUAGCAAAGGCAGAAGGCACUAAAGGUGUUCUCAACUGGAGCACUUGUGCCCAACAACUUCUGUACGAAAUUGGCGAUCCUAGUUCAUACAUAACCCCGGAUGUGAUAGUAGAUCUUCAAGAUGUUACAUUUCAAUCAUUGUCAGACAGCAAGGUUCUCUGCUCUGGAGCCAAGCCUUCUACUGGAUAUCAACCUGAAAAAUUAUUGAUGCUAAGAUCAAAGGACAUUGGAUGGAAAGGCUGGGGAGAAAUAUCUUAUGGUGGUUAUGGAUGCGUGCAACGAGCUAAAGCUGCUGAGUUUCUGGUAAGGGCAUGGAUGGAAGAAUUAUAUCCUGGUACUAGCAUCAAUAUCGUUUCCUACAUUAUUGGUCAGGAUAGCCUUAAAGCAACCUACACCGGAGAUAUAUUGUCAAAGCCUAGUGAAGAUAUUAGAUUACGAAUGGAUGGCUUGUUUGAGAAAGAGGAGCAUGCACUCCAGUUCACAAAGGAAUUCAUAGCUUUAUACACCAAUGGCCCUGCUGGAGGUGGUGGCAUCAGUACUGGAAGCAAGAAAGAGAAUUUACUGGAAAAAGAAUUGGUGGGGCGUGAAAACGUUCAUUGGCAAAUUUCUGUAGCCCAAAGCAACCUAGCUAUCUCAACUGAUCACAAUCCUAGGCGUGCCGUUGCAGAGAAGAAACUGGCGGUGCAUGAAAGUAUACAAGAUUCGAGCAAAGAUUCAACAAUAACAAGUAGCCAGGUCUGUGCUACUCCAGCUGGCCAAAAGAUCCCCCUCUACACCAUAGCUCACAGCAGAGUCGGGGACAAAGGCAACGACCUCAACUUCUCCCUGAUCCCACAUUAUCCCCCGGAUAUCGAGAGGCUUAAGAUGAUUGUGACUCCAGAGUGGGUGAAGGAAGUUGUGUCACCCCUCUUAAAUCCAUCAUCCUUCCCUGGUCCAGAUGACAUAGAAAGAAGAGACAAGUGGGUCGAACAGCAUGUUAAGGUCGAGAUCUACGAGGCCAGAGGGAUUCACUCGUUGAACAUUGUUGUCCGCAACAUCCUGGAUGGAGGAGUGAACUGUUCGAGAAGGAUAGACAGGCAUGGAAAGACGAUAUCCGACGUCGUGUUAUGCCAGCAAGUUGUUCUGCCACCAUGAUGUUGAUAUAUAUACAUAUAUGCAGGCGGGUGUGGCAAUGAUGAGAAGAGGCAUCUACAUCUUUUUAAGACUACAAUUAAGUACUUAUCUUUAAAUAAAUUUUGCUCUCGUUCCAUCAAAUUAUGGAAUCUGUGGCCUGUGGGAUGGCAUAUUUGCAUUAUACCUUUUCUCCAAAGAUAUAAAUGUAUCCUAGAGCUAAAUCUCUAUAGAUGCACAAUAAUAUUAUUUCUCUUA